AUGACAGAUUUGUUGAGCUGCUCAUCACCUCAGCCUCAAGACAUUCAUCUUCCCUUUUCCUCUACCAAUGCUGCUCAAAGAGACGCGGUCACUUACAGUUGUGGAUCCUGUGGAUAUGAGUUGAACCUCAACUCUUGCAAUCGCAAUACCACAGUCAUUGGAUCAAAAUAUGGGAAAACAAUGAGGAGAGGGGUUCUAUCAUUUCUAUGCAUUGAUGAGAGCAGAUUUACUCAGAUAAGUAAACUUAGAUGCUCGCCCUAUUUCAGUACUAGUAAUAACAAUAGUACAAGUGGUGCUGCAAUACAUAUUGAUGUCAACUCAGAUGCUGCAGCAUUAGCAACACCUAAUUGUUGGGAUGGACUGUCAGCUUGUACAACUAAUUACGAAAUCAAGAUAUGUGCAUUAAGGCCAUCUGCACUUGAUGUAGACAGAAUUGACAAGAUUCUAAGAAUAGAUCUUAUUGAUCUUCCUGCCAAAAAUCCUUUAAUUUUGGCAUCUUUCUUCGGAAAUCCAUGCCUGAUUGAUUUGGAAUUUAAGAACAGAAACACAAUGGAUCAUUCCUGCAAUAGAAUUGCUAACACUUUGCGUUAUUUCUUCUUCAUCGCCAUUUUGCUUCUCUUCAUAAAUGCAAGUACUGCAGAAACACACUACCAUGAUUUCGUUAUUCAAGCAACACCAGUAAAGAGGCUGUGCAAGAUCCAUAACACUAUAACAGUGAAUGGACAAUUCCCUGGACCAACAUUGGAAGUGAACAACGGUGAUACUUUAGUCAUCAACGUAGUCAACAGAGCUCGAUAUAAUGUCACCAUUCACUGGCAUGGAAUCAAGCAAAUAAGAACAGCAUGGGCAGAUGGACCAGAAUUUAUAACACAAUGUCCAAUUAGACCAGGAGGGAGUUACACUUACCGCUUCACAAUUCAAGGACAGGAAGGCACACUUUGGUGGCACGCUCACAGUUCAUGGCUCAGGGCCACUGUUUACGGAGCAUUAAUCAUCUACCCAAAAGAAGGAGAAUUCUACCCAUUUUCUAAGCCCAAAAGAGAGACACCUAUUCUGCUUGGUGAGUGGUGGGAUGCAAAUCCUAUUGACGUUGUAAGACAAGCCACGAGAACAGGAGCAGCUCCUAAUGUAUCAGAUGCUUACACCAUUAAUGGUCAACCGGGUGAUCUCUACAGGUGUUCGAGUAAAGUACCUUUUUUUUNUGAAAAUCACCCAAUCCAUCUUCAUGGAUAUGAUUUUUACAUUAUCGCGGAGGGCUUUGGGAACUUUAAUCCUCAAACUGAUACAGCUAAAUUCAACCUUGUUGAUCCACCUACCCGAAACACGGCAAGUGUACCUGUCAAUGGAUGGUCAGUUAUCAGAUUUGUUGCUAACAAUCCAGGAGUCUGGUUAAUGCAUUGUCACCUGGAUGUUCAUAUUACAUGGGGUUUGGCCAUGUCAUUCCUGGUGGAAAAUGGAGUUAGUGAAUUGGAAUCAUUAGAAGAGCCUCCGGUCGAUUUGCCUGUUUGUUGACAAACACAAUAUGCACAAUGAUUCAAUGAAACAUAACU
Messenger RNA from Solanum stenotomum, 1550 nucleotides. RefSeq names its product laccase-12-like. The transcript is spliced from 10 exons. The coding region runs from base 1 to 1512 and encodes 503 amino acids. Gene Ontology annotation, molecular function: oxidoreductase activity; copper ion binding. Lineage: Eukaryota; Viridiplantae; Streptophyta; Magnoliopsida; Solanales; Solanaceae. The record is from RefSeq and is a predicted model, not a curated record.